AUGGCGGUGGAGAUGCUACAGGACUGGUGCAGGUGGAUGGGUGUCAGCCCUCAUAGGGGCCUGAUUAUCGGCAUCCCAGAGGACUGCAGUGAAGUUGAAUUCCAAGACUCCCUGAAGGCUGCCAUGUGGCCCAUGGGCCACUUUACUGUGCUGGUCAAAGUAUUUUGUGAGGAGGAUAAUGCCACUGCAGCUCUGGUUGAGCUUGACCAGGAAGUUAACUAUGCUUUGGUCCCAAGGGAAAUUCUAGGCACUGGGGGUCCCUGGAGCAUUGUCUUUGUGCCCUGUUGUUCCAGCAAAGAACUUCUUGGUCAUGUUUUCCACUUCUUGCAGCAAUACGGGCAGACAGUGGACAAUGUACUUGGAGCCCUGGGUCUGGAGCUGAACAGAGUAUGCAGGCUCCAGUCAGGCAGGCAGACAAUCCAGCCCUGGGUAGAGACCUUGUGGUACCAGCCAGCUCCUGGGGAGCAAUACUUUGAGGCCUGGCUAGACCACACCACUGACAUGUUUCAGGUGUGGCAAAGGGUCCAAAAAAGGGAAAAGAGGAGAUGAUUGCUGCGGGCCUUGAGGGGGACUGCCCUGUACCUUGUAUUUGGGCUGCUAGCAGAGAAUCCAGGAAAGACUGCAGACGACUGCCUAGAGGCCCUCACCCGGGUAUUUUGAGACAAUGAGUCUGAGAUCACUAUCCAAAUGAAGUAUUUGACUGCUCAACAGCAGUCAGAUGAGCAGCUCUCUGCCUUUGUGAUGAGGCUACAAGUCCUGCUGCAGAAAGCCUUCCAGAAGGGGGCUCUAGAGAAAACCUCCACUGAUGAUGUCUGCCUGAGACAGGUGCUCACCAGGGCUAACUUGACUGAGACUCUGUAUGAAGUUCUGAGGAUGCUGAGAAUGAUUGGGAGGCCUCCAACUUUCCUGGAGUUGUUGGGGCUCAUACAGGAGUCUGAGGCAUGGGAGGCAAGAAUAGCCGGCAACAUGGGAGCCCAGGUGUUGGAUCAAGUUGCUGAUCUGGCUCCUGCCCAGACUGAUGGCAGAGCCAUUGCUAAGGCAGAAGAUGAAAAUGUGGAGAAGGAGGAAAAUGAGGUGGAGGAACAGGCAGAAGACGAGGUUGAGGAAGAGAUAGACGACCAAAACUCACACCAUGGCCCUGUAGACCUAAGACAGGCAGGACUUGAUGAGACCCCUGGGGCUCCCACCCCAGCUCAGAUGGGCAGUACUCCCAGAGAGUGCCCAGGAGGGCCUGGAUGGGUGCCGGGCAGCCUUGUCUAG
Mesocricetus auratus (golden hamster) is the source of this 1260-nucleotide messenger RNA. It is a transcript of the gene Pnma6a, whose product is annotated as PNMA family member 6A. The record is from RefSeq and is a predicted model, not a curated record. The transcript has a single exon. Lineage: Eukaryota; Metazoa; Chordata; Mammalia; Rodentia; Cricetidae.